UCUAUCGCUUGGACGGGUUGGUUGUGCCACUCGUCUGCCGCGUGUGUUGUGGUUGCAAGUGUGUGGCGCAGCUCUGAGCCGCCGCUCCAUCCUCGCAGAUUCGGGCAGUGCCCGGCCGCACUUGCGGCGCAUCGAGUUUUCUUUUUGUUUUGUUAGUGCCAUUUUUUGUUCUGAGUUCUGCCAGUGACUAAAGUGCCCUGUGAAGUGUCCCAGUGACUGUGAACAUGGCUAUGUUUACCGGAUUCACCGCCCUCGUGGUGCUGAUCGCUUGUGGAUCAGUGCUUUGCGAGGACGAAACCAUAGGCCCGAUCUUCAUCAAGGAACCCCCGAACCGAGUAGACUUCAGCAACACGACCGGCGCCGUAGUGGAGUGCGCAGCACGAGGCUCCCCCGCUCCUGACGUUAUCUGGGUCCGCGCUGACGGAACUGCUGUUGGGGACGUCCCUGGACUGCGACAGGUGUUGCCGAAUGGAAACUUGGUGUUCCCCCCGUUCCGCGCCGAGGACUAUCGUCAGGAAGUGCACGCGCAAGUGUACGCCUGCCUAGCCCGCAACCCCGUCGGCACCAUCCACUCCCGCGACGUCAACGUACGAGCUGUUGUCACACAAGCAUAUACAGUGAACCUCAUGGAAGAGAGCGUGUUACGUGGCAAUGCCGCCAUCCUAAAGUGUCAUAUUUCUACUUUCGUCACGGAGUAUGUGAGCGUUUCGUCUUGGAUUAUUUCGGAGGGAGAUAAAGUUGAAUUGGAAAUUAUAGCCGAGGAAAAUAGGGACUUGGAUGGAAAAUAUCUAGUACUGCCAUCAGGAGAAUUACAUAUUAGAGAUGUGGGACCAGAAGAUGGCUAUAAAUCAUAUCAAUGUAGAACUAAACACAGACUAACUGGAGAAACUCGACUAUCUGCUACCAAAGGACGACUAGUCAUCACUGAACCUACAAACAAAAUAGCUCCACGAAGUGACAAAAGUAAAAAAUUUGAGGGUGGUGAAAUAUUCUUAGUUUCUCGAGACGACACUGUUUACCUUACUUGCGAUGUAUCCGCUUACCCAGCACCUAUGUUUCGAUGGUACAAGUUCAUUGAUGGCACCACUAGAAAACAGCCAGUCACACUUAAUGACAGGGUAAAACAAGUUUCUGGAACACUUAUUAUUAAAGAAGCCAAGGUAGAAGACUCUGGGAAAUAUUUAUGUGUGGUCAACAAUUCAGUCGGAGGUGAAUCAGUAGAAACUGUUUUAACGGUAACUGCCCCUCUAAAGGCAACAGUUGAACCAGCAACGCAAACUGUAGAUUUCGGCAGACCAGCGGUCUUCACUUGCAGAUAUGAGGGUAACCCUGUAAAAACUAUUACUUGGUUGAAAGAUGGCAAAGACAUGAAGCACCACGACUCUACAUUAAGGAUUGAAUCUGUAAAGAAGGAAGACAAAGGAAUGUAUCAAUGCUUUAUCAGAAACGAUCAGGAAAGUGCUGGCGCUAGCGCUGAACUAAAACUUGGCGGGCGAUUCGAACCCCCACAAAUCAGACACAGUUUCGGCGAACAAACUCUGCGAUCAGGACCCUCUCUAAGACUGAAAUGCGUCGCGUCUGGUAACCCCACUCCUGACAUUGCAUGGCUCCUUGACGGUGAGAAGCUGACUAGUGGAGAGCGUCUACAAAUUGGACAGUUUGUCACGGCUGAAGGAAACGUCGAAUCGCAUCUCAAUAUAUCUUCAGUUCACACCAAUGAUGGAGGAUUGUACUCAUGCAUUGCGUCCAGCAAGGUCGGCAGCGCAUCUCAUUCAUCUCGCGUCAACGUCUACGGUCUGCCAUACGUUCGCCCCAUGAAGAAACGACCAGUUGUUGCCGGAGACACCCUUAUCGCGCACUGCCCUGUUGCCGGGUACCCGAUCGACUCUAUUGUUUGGGAACGAGAUGGAAGAGUGCUACCGAUCAACCGCAAGCAGAAAGUCUUUCCCAACGGUACAUUGGUGAUCGAGAAUGUGGAACGCAUGAGCGACCAGGCCACUUACACCUGUGUCGCCAAGAACUCCCAGGGUUACAGCGCCAGGGGCACGCUAGAGUUACAGGUUAUGGUGCCUCCUCAAUUGCUACCAUUUGAGUUUGGUGAAGAACCAGCCAACGCUGGAGACACGGCGUCGGUAUCUUGCGCUGUGAGCAAAGGAGAUCAACCUCUAAACAUUACCUGGUUUUUGAACGGCCGAAUGAUACCAAAGAACAAUAAUAUGGGAAUCGUUCUAACCAGCAUCAACAAAAAGACCACGAUAUUAAACAUAGACUCUGUAAGUGGCAUACACAGGGGCAUCUACCACUGUGUGGCGACGAAUCCGGCCGGCUCCACCAAUCACAGCGCCGUACUUGAAGUAAACGUGCCCCCGCGCUGGAUUCUUGAGCCCACUGAUAAAGCUUUUGCCCAAGGCUCAGAUGCUAAGGUUGAAUGUAAGGCUGAUGGCUUCCCCAAGCCCCAAGUGACAUGGAAGAGGGCUGAAGGGGAUACGCCUGGCGAUUACAAAGACCUUAAACCAAAUAACCCUAACGUUAAAGUUGAAGAUGGAACUCUAUCUAUUUCUAAUAUACAAAAGACGAAUGAGGGUUAUUAUCUUUGUGAAGCUGUUAAUGGAAUCGGUUCAGGACUAUCUGCCGUUAUUCUUAUCAGCGUUCAGGCUCCUCCGCAAUUCGAAAUCAAAAUGAGGAAUCAAACAGCCCGCCGAAGCGAACCAGCUGUACUGCAGUGCCAAGCCAAAGGUGAAAAGCCCAUUGGAAUUAUCUGGAACAUGAAUAACAAACGACUCGAACCCAAAUCCGACCCACGCUACACAAUCCGUGAAGAAAUAUUGCCUGGAGGAGUUGUGUCUGACCUCAGCAUCAGAAGAACUGAAAGGUCUGAUAGCGCUCUCUUCACUUGUGUUGCCACCAACGCCUUUGGAUCUGAUGAUACUAGCAUCAACAUGAUUGUACAAGAGGUUCCCGAAGCUCCUUACGGUUUAAAGGUCUUAGAUAAAUCUGGCAGGACUGUUCAGCUUUCAUGGGCUGCUCCUUACGAUGGCAACUCGCCUAUCAAGAAGUUCCUAAUUGAGUACAAGCGCGCUAAAGGCAGCUGGGAAAAGGAUAUUGAUAGAGUUCUUGUGCCUGGAGAUGCGGCCGAAGCCGGAGUAUUCAGUCUGCGUCCCGCUACCGCCUAUCAUAUCAGGAUUGUUGCUGAAAAUGAACUGGGUACAUCGGAACCCUCUGAAACCGUCACUAUUAUCACUGCUGAAGAAGCUCCCACUGGCCCACCCCAAGACGUUAAGGUUGAUGCUGCAGACAAACAUACCCUCAGAGUCACCUGGAAGCCACCCCCACCACAAGACUGGAACGGCGAACUGCAAGGAUACUAUGUUGGAUAUAAACUGGCGUCAAGUAACAAAUCUUUCGUUUUCGAAACUGUUGAUAUUUCCAAGGAAUCUGGCAAGGAACACCAUCUUGAUAUCAUGAAUCUGAAGACGUACACCCAAUACUCAGUUGUAGUUCAAGCAUUCAACAAGAUGGGCUCUGGCCCAGUUUCUCAGGAAAUCAAGGCGUACACUGCUGAAGGCGCCCCAUCUGCCCCGCCCCAGGAUGUUCUCUGCACUACCCUCACAGCUCAAACCAUUCGUGUUUCCUGGAUUUCGCCUCCUCUUGCAUCAGCUAAUGGAUUGAUCAAGGCUUACAAAGUUGUCUAUGGCCCUAGCGACACCUGGUAUGACGAGAAGACCAAAGACACCAAGAUCACGGCCAGUAGCGAAACUAUUCUGCACGGCUUGAAGAAGUACACUAAUUAUUCAAUGGAAGUACUGGCAACAACUAACGGAGGUGACGGUGUACGAUCUGCUCCUAUUCAUUGCCAGACUGAACAAGAUGUUCCCGAAGCUCCUCGAGCGGUAAAAGCCCUUGUUAUGGGAGCUGAUUCCAUCCUUGUUUCUUGGAGACCACCAGCGCAGCCAAACGGAGUUGUCACUCACUACAACGUUUACACGCAAGCCCAGAAUGCUGAGCCCCACCCUAACAAGGUACCAGCUUCUCAAACCAGUUACUCGGCUACUGACCUGAAACCCGGACGAUAUGAUUUCUGGGUCACCGCUUCUACGAUUAUUGGUGAAGGUCAACCGUCAGCUACCGCAUCCUGUAGCCCUAGCGAUAAAGUUCCUGCAAAAAUUGCGUCAUUCGACGAAUCGUUUACUGCCACGUACAAAGAAGAUGUCAAACUGCCUUGCCUUGCUGUUGGUGUGCCUCCUCCUAACAUUUUAUGGAAGGUUAAGGGCCAGCCGUUAGAAGCGUCAGAGCGCGUUCGUCAACUACCUGAAGGAUCUCUGCAAAUCGCUGGAGUUGCCCGCGAAGAUGCCGGAGAAUACUCAUGCCAUGUGGACAACCAAUUCGGCACUGACACUGUUACUCACACGCUUUCCGUUUUGGCUCCUCCUUUCCCCCCGCAACUAAGCAUCGCGUCGUCUUCGGUAUCGUCUCUGACUCUCCGCCUGAAGCCUUCAGACAACGCCGACCAGUCCCCUGCCGCCGGUUACACCAUCCACUACAAACAAGAAUUCGGCGAUUGGGAAACUGUUCAGAUUCCAAGCAACACCGACACGUACACUUUGGAGAACCUGUUCUGCGGCUCUAGAUAUCAACUAUACGUUACGGCUUAUAACAGCAUUGGCACUGGCGAAGCGUCUGACGUGGUCAUCGCUCGUACCCGAGGCUCCAAGCCGCCGGUACCCCGCGCCGCUGACUUCAUUGAAGUAGGAAGCUCUUCCGUCACCCUGCAUCUAAAACAAUGGCUCGACGGUGGUUGCCCUAUGAGCCAUUUCGUCGUUGAAAACAAGAAGAAGGGUGCAGCUGAGUGGAAUCAGAUCUCAAACGCUGUGAAACCAGGAGGCAACUUCGUAGUACUCGACCUGGAACCCGCUACUUGGUAUGUCUUGAGGAUCACUGCACACAAUAACGCCGGCUUCAAUGUUGCUGAAUACGAAUUCGCUACUCUCACUAUGACUGGUGGAACCGUUGCUCCCCUGCCCGGCAACGCGUACGAAGGCAAAGAACUACCUCCUUGGGUAAAGGCUUGGUUGGAACCCGAAGUAUUAGUACCGAUCUUGGCAACGAUCGUGGUGUUCAUCGUGGGAGUGGUGGUGAUCUGCCUGACCCUUGCGCGUAGGAAUACGCCCCACCGUCUGCGAGGUCAGAAGGACGUGUACUAUGAUGCAGUGUACAACGCCUCACAAGCGGCUUUGGGCGGCGGCAAUGGAACCUUGGACAAACGUGGUGGACUGCGUGACGAACUUGGCUACAUCGCACCCCCCAACCGCAAGCUGCCCCCCGUACCCGGCUCCAACUACAACACAUGUGACCGAGUGAAGCGACAGGCUGUCAUCAUGGGCGCGCACUCAACGUGGGACCCGCGCAGGCAUCACUACGAGCGCGUGCGCCGACCGCGGUUGCCCAUGCGCCGUACUGGAUCCGGCGAGACCAUAUCCACAGGCAUGGAAGAUGAGAUCUGCCCGUACGCGACGUUCCACCUGCUGGGCUUCCGCGAGGAGAUGGAUCCGAGCAAGGCGUUGGCAUUCCCGCACCACCACCCCGCGCACGCCGGCACGCUGGCGCACCCACACCCCCAUCACCCGGCACACUCCCGCGCUGGAUCACAGAGCAUGCCCCGAGCCAACAGCCGCUACGCCCGAAAGAACUCGCAGGGUGGACAGAGCGCCAUCUACUCCACGGCCCCCGAGUACGACGACCCGGCCACCUGCGCUGAAGAGGAUCAAUACCGUGCCCGCUACUCUCGCCCGAUGUACGCCUGCGGCCCUGAAUACGACGAGCCGGCUUGCUGCGCCCCCGAAGACGAACAAUACACCGGCGCCUACGGCACUCCCUACUCCGAUCACUACGGCUCUCGUCCCAGCAUUGGUACUCGCAAGUGCGGCGGAUCCCCCGAGCCUCCCCCACCGCCACCCCGCAACGCCAACAACGACAACAACUGCUCCUCCUCCUUCAACGAGAGCAAGGACUCCAACGAGAUCUCCGAAGCCGAAUGCGACCAACCACGCAACUACCCCGUAAGGGCCCACACUGCCAAGGACGGCUUGCACAGCGAGGAAAUGAGGAAACUCAUUGACAGACCAGAAGCAACCACCCCAAUCCCCCAGCAAGCAGUCCACGGGCGGGGACUCACAGCCUACGAUACUGUGGCAGUGUAACCUGUAAACUACACUAGCGCUGGCGCAUGCGCACGCGACACACGACUACUCUUCUUUAUAAUCUUUUUUUACCGACCAUCGCCAUCCUGCUGACGCGACGCUCAUUCGCUUCUCUUUUAUCUUUAUAUUACGUUCAAAUCGUUCUUAUCACUUAUUGUUUCUUUUUUCUAAUUCGCUCCUAAUAGACACAAAACUGCUAUCAGCAGGAUGGUGAUACUCGUGCCAAAUUUUUAGAUUUUUUACAAUCUUCGUUUGUGUGUCGCAUUUUUGUGAUGCCGUUUAAAUUUACCCCAACUUAGUUGGCUGGAUUCUUCUUUUUAGUUAAUUUGUAAGGCGCACAUCGGUGCCAUAAGUAAACCUUAGUCCUUAGUUCGGGCUCAAUCUGCCUGCGGUAAACUCGCAACCUCGGGUGAUAUGUAUAUUAUCAUCUACCUAUCCUUAGUAGAGGCAAAGCAGCGUCACUUUUUAGUGUUACCAUACGAAAACAGAAAAUUAUGGUUGUGGUAGUUAUUUCAAAUUGAUAUAUUUGAUUAAAUAGAGAGGUGACGCGUUCCUAUUCCUGUCCAAUAAGGUAUACAUUGUUUCCUACCGCCCGCGCCCGCGCCGCGCGUCUGCCGCAGGCAUCGCUAGAUCGCAGUACAUAGUUUACCUUAUUUUUUCUUAUUUGUUCGGCUUAAUUUAAAGAAAGUUAGACAACGGCUGGUAAUUUGGGGUGAGGAAAGUUUCGAUUUAAAUUAAGCUCAACAUGUAAUAAUGUGAUAUUUUGUAUUUUUAUCCCGUUUUAAUUUUUAUACUAACAUAACGUUAUUUAUAUUUGUGUACUCGUAGCAAGGUAAUGUUUAGGUACGCGCGACCGUCAGGUCGAUACGAUGCUUCCUUUAAUGUUAUAGUUUUCGUGAUGCUUUUUACCAUUUUGCGUUAUUGCCAAGUCCUAAUUUGUAUUAUUGUAAAAUGUUUUUUAAUGUUUGAUUUGCAUUUAAGCGUACACUACUUUACGAUAAGAAUAGAUAUUAAGCUUCUUUAUUAGUAAUUAAUCAACUUUUAAACAAAAUAUAUAAUCUGUAGCUAGUUAGUAACAUAUUAUGUGUUACUCAAUAUUACAUAAAAUUAAUGCUAAUCAACAUUAGGUACACCACCCUAUAUAUACAGUGGAUUGCAAAACCAUACCAGUUACGGAUACGAACAGCCGUGCUCAUCUAGAUAUACCAUCAAAUAUGUAACAAAUAUUAUUGAAAUGGAAUUUGAAGCUUUUAAUAUUACUCUAGUAUAAUAAGGUGCAUUUUUAAUAAUCGUAAUUUUAUCCUUCUAUAUGAUAUGCAAACGAUUAGUCGUAAGACACAAGAGUGUCAUUUUCUAGAUGUUUCCUUAUAUGUUGUGCAUCGUCGUGUAAGCUUGGCAACGUAGCUCGUAGGUAGGUUCCCGCGGCUUCCUAGCAACCGGUAUCUUCUCUUAACCUUCCACUUAGAAAUUGAUUAAAUAAAAAAUACUAAAAUUUAAUGUGAACAAAUUAAAUAAGAAGUUUAGUCAAAAUUAUGGAAAAUUAACUACUAAUAUUACUUAAAAUAUCUUAAAAGUGGAAUUAAAAAAUAGUAGGAUUUAAAUAAAAAUUAUAACCGAUUUUGAUUGGCGUAUUUUUAUGGGACUGAUUUUAUGAAGAUUCUUUAGGUGUAUCGCUUAUUGUCUUCGUGCGUUUGGUUUGCCGCUAGUAGCGAGUCGGAUAAGUUUUAUAAUUAUAUGAUACAACAUUGCUAACCGCAGCUAACUGUUUGUACCAAAGUGUUUGAUUUGUGUUGAAUAAACUACUCAAACUUCAACUAUGA
Messenger RNA from Pectinophora gossypiella (pink bollworm), 8017 nucleotides. It is a transcript of the gene Dscam1, whose product is annotated as Down syndrome cell adhesion molecule-like protein Dscam2. The transcript is spliced from 41 exons. NCBI's taxonomy places the organism in Eukaryota, Metazoa, Arthropoda, Insecta, Lepidoptera, Gelechiidae. Gene Ontology annotation, molecular function: cell-cell adhesion mediator activity. Gene Ontology annotation, biological process: axon guidance; dendrite self-avoidance; homophilic cell-cell adhesion. The record is from RefSeq and is a predicted model, not a curated record. Gene Ontology annotation, cellular component: plasma membrane; axon. The coding region runs from base 225 to 6197 and encodes 1990 amino acids.